AUGACUGUCAUAGACACCUCUCAGCCAAAGCCUGUAUCACAUGAGGACCGACCUCCUCGCCCAGUGAGCAUUCCUGUCAGAGCGACGGAGUGGCAGAGGGACUACUUGCAGAUUCCAGCCUCUCGGUGCAGCGCCGACACAGUGCUGACAUGGCCUAUCUUCGGAGGCCGGUUUCGAGAAAGCUUUUUGAUAACCACAUUGUUCCAGUACUCACAUGGAGCGGCUGAAGAACGAGCAGGUGACGCAUGGGCUGUUCCGGAUGGUCUUCGGUUCACUCCCGAUGAGCAGAUCCCGACUCUAGUAGAUCGGUUCAUCCAAAAUGUCCACACCAAGAAUCCGAUACUAGACCUCGAGGCGUUGAUACGCUCCGGGAGGCAUGCUGCGGAGAUCGGAUUGCAAUGGGAUGCACAAUCAUGUCUCGUGCUUUUGACCUGUGCGCUGGGUUCUAUCUCACAGCCUUUCACAUUGUCUACUCAGGGGCCUCAUACGGCGAGCCCGUUUCCAGAUCCAUCGGAGCAAACCGCAGGGAUUCCCAAAUCUACCUCAGCUACUCAACUGCGGGAAGGCGAGGCCUUUUUCACUCUGGCGUGCAGGAGAAUAGGGCUCUUGCGAUACUCAGUGAUUGGUGCACAAUGUCACUUUUUUGCGGGAGGUUUGUGGCUUCAGGUUUUCUGUCUGUAUCUGAUGUACACAUUCCGUCCACUUUCCGCAUGGAAUCAUUUCUACCAAGCAUCCACAUUUUAUCGGCUGCGAUUGAGACUUAUCCAUGGGCUCGACGAUUCAGCGUACGAGUACGAGGCCGAUCAUCAAGAAGCCUCGGUUGCUCGCCGCCUGGAGCAAAGCCUUUAUUGGUCAUGCUUCAAAUCGGAAGUCGAGAUUCGAGUUGAACUGCCGUUACCUCAAUCCGCAAUCGCGGAAUAUGAGUAUCCAGCUCUUUUCCCGACUCCACCUACUCUGCCAGAUAACUACCCCAAUAGUGGAGAUGACCAAGGCGAUGGGACGGAUCCUGGCGCAGCACCUUGGUCACUAAAUACGGAGCGAUCCAACAUCCCCCCGAGAGGGAUCUACAACCACAUCACGAAUUUAUUUGAUGAGCAACAAAGCUGGUACUAUUACCUUACAGAAGUCGCGCUGAGGCGCAUAGGCAACCGCGUCCUGAACGCAUUCUAUCGUGAAGAGCCCUCCGCAUGGUCAAACAUCAAACCUUUCAUCUCAAUAGCCUUUGAGUUCGAAUCUCAAAUCAAUGCCUGGCUAGCAAACCUUCCUCCGGCGAUGCGGUUCUACGAAGCUGAUUCGGGCUUUGCGGGCUCGAGGCAAGGAAACACGGCCGAUCUCCGUGAAUCGAUAUCUCUCGAGCUUAGCUGGGCAGUGAGCAAUCGAUUCCUCGAGAUCCGUCUGUGGCUUUAUCAACCAUUUCUGUAUUUUGCCGUGCACCGCGCGAGCACGGAUACAGAGCCUGCUUCGCUAACCGAUGAUGAAUACAAUAUUGUUCAAGGCUUCGUGGAGUCUGGUCUGAAUUGCUGCAUGAAGAUCCUCCAGGCGCGGUGUCUUCGGCACCGCCACCAUGGCAUUUGGUUUGAUCUGCGCGCUCUCGUCACUGCCUCCCUUGUGUUCAUUGCGUUGGCGCGAAGUGGAAACGUCAGCCUCCCAAACAUUCAUCCAGAUGGACUGCGAAGCCACUUGACUCCAACACUUGAAGCCUUGGACUACUGGGAGGACGAAGCUCCUGAUAUCAAAAAGGCCCGAGCCACUCUGGAUGACUUACUCCGUGAUUUUGACUAG
Penicillium salamii is the source of this 1782-nucleotide messenger RNA. The record is from the annotation of a GenBank genome assembly. NCBI's taxonomy places the organism in Eukaryota, Fungi, Ascomycota, Eurotiomycetes, Eurotiales, Aspergillaceae.